GAGGCGCGAUAUCGCCCCUUCAGAAUACGCGGCAUGACUAACGACAUGGCGCAAAUAACGUCGGCGUCGUCGGUGUUCGCGAUGCAGAACCUAUCAUCGUCAUCGCGUAACUUCAGUUACCCGCUGGAGGACGUGACGUCAAAUCGGGCGGUGCAGUUUGUCUUCUGCGUGUUCUAUCUGGGUAUCUUCUUCAUGGGCAUUUUCGGCAACGUGCUGGUGGCAUUCGUCGUCUGGCGCAACCGGCAGAUGCACACGGUCACGAACCUGUUCAUCGCGAAUCUUGCGCUCAGCGAUGUGCUCCUGUGCUUCCUGGCCGUGCCGUUCACGCCGCUCUACACCUUCCUGGGCCGUUGGGUGUUUGGCAAUACCCUCUGCCACCUGGUACCGUACGCCCAGGGCGUCAGCGUAUACAUCAGCAUGCUCACGUUGACCAGCAUAGCCGUCGACCGAUUCCUGGUGAUCAUCUAUCCGUUCCACCCGCGCAUGCAGAUCAAGAUGUGCAUAGCGAUCAUCGUGAGUAUCUGGGUGUUCGCGUUGCUACUGACCGUGCCGUACGGGCUCUACAUGCAGCUGGAGGAGCCGUACACCUUCUGCGAGGAGCACUGGCCCAGCGAGCCGUUCCGCAAGCUCUUCAGCUCGAUCACCACGAUACUGCAGUUUAUCGUGCCGUUCUUCGUGAUCGCCUUCUGCUACAUAUGCGUGUCGAUCAAGCUGAAGGAUCGGGCGCGCGCCAAGCCCGGCAGCAAGACCAGCAAGCGCGAGGAAGUGGACCGCGAGCGGAAACGACGCACCAACCGGAUGCUGAUCGCCAUGGUGGUGAUAUUCGGCGUGUCCUGGCUACCCCUGAACAUCGUCAACAUCGUCAACGAUUUCUACUCGCCCGCCAACGACUGGUCCUACUACAGGCUAUGCUUCUUCAUAACGCACUGCCUCGCUAUGAGCAGCACCUGCUAUAAUCCGAUCCUCUACGCCUGGCUCAACGACAACUUCCGCAAGGAGUUCAAGCAGGUCCUGCCGUGUUUCUCGAGAAGCUCCGACGACACUCCAAGGACCAAGGAGGGCUGCAAGAGCGACAAGAUAUGUAACGGUAAUAAUACCAUGCAGGAGACUCUACUGCCCAGCAACACGACAAGAGUGCAGAAUCCCGAGGGAUACGAGAUGAUCAUCCUGGAGGCGACGACGAACGUUUCGAAAGACCAGGAUCAGCCCUCGAGCUCUUCCAAAGACUUCGACGACGCUGCUCUGUAAGGAAGUUCGACAGAUCAGCUGCAUUCCAACACGGAACACGGAAUUUCUCCUUCCGCACAGAUCACUAGUCAUGCCCGACGUCUUAAUUAUUUUAAUUAUCGGCACUUUUCUCGCUCCACGUCGAUGAAAUGCAAUUCUCGUCCGAUCGCAUCUACCGCUUCCUCGCUGCUACGUCACUCGCCCCUUUCGCGCCCGAUAUGCUACGCGCUAUUGAUUCCUCCGCGUGAACACGUUACGUCACCGGGGACUUAUGUAAUUGAAGGCGCGAGAGCGAGGUAGCGAGCGGCUCCUUUAUGAUGUUUCGAGUCGCAGCGCGAUUCCGCGACUCGCACAACAGCUUUUCAAUAGGACCCGUCGACGUUUCGUUUAGGGCGUCCGUUAUCAAUCGCUUUGUGGCUCGCGUGCGAGCUGCGACGCAGCUCUACCGUGAAAACACAUCCGGCAACCUGUGAAAUCAGUAACGGAACCUGAACCCGUUCAAUGGACCGUCUGUUGGAAGAUAUCGGUCGCCACUCACUGUGCGUGUAUGUACCUCCCUUCCUCUUUCUUUUUUUCUCUUUGAAGAAAAACAAAGAAAUAAAAACCAUUAUCAGAGGGAACUUAGGAGAGAAUCGGGCAACGAGAUUGUCAAUGUACCGCACAAAUCCACUCGGAUGGAAUGUUCGAUAAGAUACCGUCCGCGCUGUCACAUCGCCAUUGUUUCGUCUCGAAAUCGAAUCGUGUUUUAUGGCUGACACGCGCUGUGAAAAAUGACUAAACGAUGGAGGGAAUCGGAAAGAAUUGUCUGUGACACUGAACGCUUAAAAAAGAGAGAAAGAGAGAGAGAGAGACAUUGACAGAGAUUCCUUUCGCGAAUUCGUCUCGCGCGCAAAUUGCGCCUUCCGAAAUUCUGCGCGGCAAGCAAUUAAUUAUAAUCGCUCUCAAAGUGAGCUUUCCAAAGAUGCUCGAGUUGGACGCGCGACCACUAACUCCACUACUAAAAUUAACUACCCGGUUAACUGUUAAACGAUCCGCUGCUGCUGUACAACCGAUCCGCUGGAGCCGGUCAUUAAGAGGAAACUGCUCAUUGGUCAAACGCGCCGUCCGUGCACGUCUAUCGGUGGAUUAAAGUGCUCAGGGGAGCCGGCCGGAUUAGAGCAAUCAAUGUUGCUUCAACGGACGACGAUCCGGCCCAGCAAAUGCUAUGUAUUCUUAAGACUCUAGCUGAACGUGCGCAAAUUCUCAAAGCAAAUUCCCAAAGCAACUUCUCAAUUUCCACAUUCCACGCGAUCGGCAUGCACGAAAAGAUCGCAUUUCGUCCGACCUAACUCAACAAGAUCCAGAGGUCGAAUCAGUUUUACAGGAGCAGGAUAGCAGACUGACUGACUCGGUACGCUCGUCAGCUUUGCACGCGGCGGCGCGCGAUGAACUUGCGCCUCGCGGCAAGGCAACCGGAACGAUGAGAGAUGCAAGGCAUUCAGCAUCCAUGUCAAGGACCACGAGACAAUUCAACGCGAUCCACCGUCUCCUAACUACCGCGUCGUAAUUCAGCGCGCCGAUCAUCGCGCGCGCAAUUUCGCGCGGAUUUCAUCGCAAUGUUCAGCCAUCGCCUCCUGCGAUUUCGCGUCUUUCCAACCGGAAACGAUCCGCGCGGACCAUACAAAAGGAAUUUCACGGCCGAGCGAUGAGAUUUAGCGAUCCAGGGUGAAGGAUGGAUAAUCACGGGAGCUACAAUCACAGAUCCAGCGUUGUUCAGCCGCGUCGAAUGUCUCGUGCGUCUGCUUGCUAUCCAUGAAAAUGCAUUGGCCGAUGACGAAAAAGGGAUCUAAAGUCGGUGAAAGUAAAUAACAAAUUUUCAUAGAAAGAGCAAAAACCAUUGUAGAAAUAUACGUAAAUUUAUUCCAAUGUAGACAAAAGAAUUUACUAUGUAUGUAUAGAUGUAUAUAGUGCUGAUCUAUGUAUGUGUAUUUGUGUGACUCGUCGAAUAAACUCGAGUAAUCUUUUAAAGAUUUUAGCU
Ooceraea biroi (clonal raider ant) is the source of this 3244-nucleotide messenger RNA. RefSeq names its product prolactin-releasing peptide receptor. Gene Ontology annotation, biological process: G protein-coupled receptor signaling pathway. The record is from RefSeq and is a predicted model, not a curated record. Gene Ontology annotation, cellular component: plasma membrane; neuron projection. Gene Ontology annotation, molecular function: neuropeptide Y receptor activity; neuropeptide binding. NCBI's taxonomy places the organism in Eukaryota, Metazoa, Arthropoda, Insecta, Hymenoptera, Formicidae.